Cetraspora pellucida is the source of this 353-nucleotide messenger RNA. The record is from the annotation of a GenBank genome assembly. NCBI's taxonomy places the organism in Eukaryota, Fungi, Glomeromycota, Glomeromycetes, Diversisporales, Gigasporaceae.
AUGAAAGAGCUAGAAGAAUAUAAUAUUUACAAUGCAUUGCUUAAUGUAGCAGAAAUUAAUGAAAAUAAACAAGAUGCAAUUAUUACUGACCAGGAGGAGUAUAACUUGGAAGAUGAACUUAAAUCAUUAAUUACUCACCUGUCAAUUGAUGACUUUUUUAGUGCUAAUAAAUACAUUCAUAUUGAAGAUAAUAAAAUUGAAAGUAGAAUCAUGGAUGAGAAAAUUUUGAGGACAGUAACUGAUGAGAAUGAAGAAGAAAAUAAACUUGUUAAUAAUGAAGUUAUUGAAUUAAAAAAAGUUAGCAGCAGUGAAGCAAAAAAAGCUGUGAAUAUGAUUUUAAGGUUUUUACUUGA